Zasmidium cellare ATCC 36951 is the source of this 996-nucleotide messenger RNA. RefSeq lists its product as uncharacterized. The record is from RefSeq and is a predicted model, not a curated record. Gene Ontology annotation, molecular function: iron ion binding; inositol oxygenase activity. Gene Ontology annotation, cellular component: cytoplasm. Gene Ontology annotation, biological process: inositol catabolic process. The coding region runs from base 1 to 996 and encodes 331 amino acids. NCBI's taxonomy places the organism in Eukaryota, Fungi, Ascomycota, Dothideomycetes, Mycosphaerellales, Mycosphaerellaceae. The transcript has a single exon.
AUGGCACCAGCAGCCGUCUUCGAGACGCCCAACGUCAACGAGAACUUCAACGACCACAAGGAUGGGCUCGCACUUGAGGCGACCUCAGAUGCCAUCGAUGAAGUGAACGUUCUCAAGGCUGCCAUGCGGGUAAAGAACGGCACCGCUACUCAAGAAGAAGCCGACAUCUACGAGAAGUCGCAAUUUGACUCAGAGAAAGACAAGACCCAAUUCCGACAAUACGAGGAUGCGUGCGACCGUGUCAAGAACUUCUACAAGGAGCAACACACCAAGCAGACCGUCGCCUACAACCUCAAGGCACGCAACGACUUCCGCUCCAAGACUCGUGCCCAGAUGACCAUCUGGCAAGCAAUGGAGAAGCUGAACACCCUCAUCGACGAGUCAGACCCAGACACCUCGCUCAGCCAGAUUGAACAUCUCCUCCAAUCUGCUGAGGCUAUCCGCCGUGACGGCAAGCCCAAGUGGUUCCAGCUGACCGGCCUCAUCCACGACCUAGGCAAGCUGCUCUUCUUCUACGACGCCCGUGGCCAGUGGGACGUCGUCGGCGACACCUUCCCAGUAGGCUGCCGCUUCGACGAGUCCAUCAUCUACCCAGGAACCUUUGACGACAACCCAGACAGCAAGGACCCAAUCUACAGCACCAAGGAAGGCAUCUACACCCCAGGCUGCGGCAUGGACAACGUCAUGCUCAGCUGGGGCCACGAUGAGUACCUCUACCACAUCUGCAAGGAGCAGAGCACUCUCCCCGACGAGGCUCUCGCCAUGAUCCGUUACCACUCCUUCUACCCCUGGCACAGCGCUGGUGGGUACCGAUGGAUGAUGGACGAGAAGGAUGAGAAGAUGUUUGCUGCUGUUAAGGCGUUCAACCCUUAUGACCUGUACAGCAAGAGCGACGGUAUCCCAGAUGUUGAGGAGCUCAAGAAGUACUACAUGGAGCUCAUCAACACUUACUUCCCACCAAGGGAGGGUGAGACUGAGCGUGUCAUCCAGUGGUAG